Molecule: messenger RNA, 1518 nt
Organism: Peniophora sp. CBMAI 1063
Lineage: Eukaryota; Fungi; Basidiomycota; Agaricomycetes; Russulales; Peniophoraceae
Source: the annotation of a GenBank genome assembly
AUGAGUAAACCGCUCGACGAGCUUGAAGAAGAAUUUACACGUACCGAGCUUGACCUGGAUCAGGCGCGUCUUGACGGCGUUAGUGGCCCCGCCUUCCGGACGUUAUUCAAUACCUGCAAACUCAAAUUCCUCGCGUUCAAUCGUGUUCGCGAGCAGAGUGGUAUGGACCCGCUACCGCUACCCGACAGCAUUCGAGAAACAACGACGACGCCUUCAUCGCAGAAGGCUCCUGACAAUGCACCAUCAUCAAGUGUGCGGGCUGCCUUACGUUCCUCAUCAACCAGGGCCUCGUCCAACAGACAUUGCGCAAGGACGCAGGUCGCUGUGAUCAGUGAAACUUCCUUCAACCAAUCGCCGCCGCGCCGUAAGGCAAGCGAAAAGCAACCCGUUCAGCAAAGGCGUUCGAAGAAGGAGCUACCGCGCUUGGAGACCAGAGGCCCUUCGGCCCAGCGGGCCAUUGAGAUCUCGUCAGACGAAUCUGAGGACAACGACGUGGUCAUACUCUCGCCCAGGUCUGUUCGACAGCUUAAGCGCACCGCGCAGGGUUCCUCCCAGAAUAUUGUGGGCGCUGCAUCAAAGAUACGCAGCCGGGCGCCCGCGAAGUAUACUGUCCAAUCUGCGCCCGAGAGCCAGGAAGAUCACAACGAGGCGGUAGAAAUUGACGGAGAUGCAGACGAGGACGGGUCUGCCGGGAAUGGGGUCGGAGCCGAAGUGCAGGAUUUGGACUCAGUGGGGCCAGGCGCGGGGAUGCCAGGCGUUCUUUAUGGUGGUGCAGUAAGCAAGGGCGAGGGUGAUGAAACUGGUGUCAGUGAAAGGGGUUGUGGAGACGAUACGAGCCUCACCUGUAAGGAGGACAAUGAUUGCGCGUAUUCGACACGCCUCCUUCGCAUUGCGGCUUUUUGCACGGAGCAAGCCGCAGGGUGGCCCUCUAAGUUCUGCUGCGAGGUGUCCCGCCUAUUUUUUGCUCUCGUUGAUUGGGAGCGGGGUAACUUCUUCCGGGAUUAUGGGGCCGAAGUUCCGGCGUUGCCCGACCAUAUGCGCUAUGACCAGCGCAUAGAGCUCGGCGACUAUGCAAAGACAGCUGGAACACGAGGCAAAGGUGUCCCAAAUGAAGUCGUCGAGUGCGUGAGGCGUGUGCGGAGCAUGGCGUUCAAUGACGCUCGCAAACUUUUUGGCCGGAACGGCUUGUCGGCGCUGGUGGUGGCGAUGAUGGACGCGCGCAUCAGCAAUGAAGGCUUUGACUCCGUGUUCCGACUGCUUGUGCAAGAGCUUUCCUGCUUGUUAGAUGGGCUAUUGGGAACCAACCAUCCGGGUCGGCCGGGCACCGUUCUGGAGUUUCUUGAGAUGGAGAGUCCAGAUAUAACGAACAAGUGCUCUCGUGCAAUCAAGUGUUUCAGCACUAUAGAGCAUUCGACAGGGCUGAGCAAUCGGGCGCUCACAAAGCGAAAGAUGGACAGUGGCGACGAAUACCCCAAAGACUGCGCUGGAGAACAUAAGAAGAGACGCGUUCAGAUCUGA